GCUUUUUUGGUAUUUUCCCCCCUUUCUUUUUCCUUCUUUUCCCUUUACAAUAUACCCUCUUUAUAAAUAUGACUGAUAAAAAAGUAAGCAAACGAAUACCUAUAGAAUCAUGGAACCAACUAUCUUCUUAUGUCUUAUCACCACAUACAAAAUAUACUAUGGUUACCAUGGCUUCCUACAUGACGAUGUGUACUGUGGCGUUGGUGGUAAUAAGCUCUGUGUUUUGUCUAUUCUUAUUUGUGACCUUGGUGGAUGAUGUUUUACGUAUUGCUGCUCCACAUCGUGUUUGGACAUUUACAAAGAAUCGAUUUCAAUUGGAUUGGCCUUUUAUGGUUGGCAAACUUAGUGAACAACUGACUUAUCUUGCUGAAUGGGAAAAACAGAAGCGCACUUCUUGGUACAAUCAUCAACAACAUCAAUAUAAUUCCUUCUCAGGUACAAGCUUUGCAACCAAUCAAGAUGAUACCUUUCAUGAUAUAUUAUUUACUAUCACCAGAUACCUCAACAAUUAUGUCCAUACUCAUUCCAAAAAAGUUUAGUGAUGAAUCCUAUUUUUUUUUUUUGAUGGGGUUAAUGUCAUUCAAUUAGAAAUAGAUUUUAUUUUUUUUUAUCAAUAAAAGAAAAAUGAAAAUCACAUGUUUAUUUGUUUUGUUAA
Halteromyces radiatus is the source of this 655-nucleotide messenger RNA. RefSeq lists its product as uncharacterized. NCBI's taxonomy places the organism in Eukaryota, Fungi, Mucoromycota, Mucoromycetes, Mucorales, Cunninghamellaceae. The coding region runs from base 69 to 539 and encodes 156 amino acids. The record is from RefSeq and is a predicted model, not a curated record. The transcript has a single exon.